Molecule: messenger RNA, 2643 nt
Organism: Megalops cyprinoides (Indo-Pacific tarpon)
Lineage: Eukaryota; Metazoa; Chordata; Actinopteri; Elopiformes; Megalopidae
Gene: efnb3b
Product: ephrin-B3b
Exons: 5
Coding region: 841-1878 (345 amino acids)
Biological process (GO): ephrin receptor signaling pathway; axon guidance
Cellular component (GO): plasma membrane
Molecular function (GO): ephrin receptor binding
Source: RefSeq, a predicted model, not a curated record
UGCUUUUCCUCGGUCCCUGAAACGCGUGCAUAGCUUAGGCUAUAGUUUUUUUUUCUUUUCGUUUUGUCUUGAGUAAAAUUUAAUAGUGCUUGGCUUGUCCACUGUAAGGAAUGUUGGUUUCCAAGGAAAGAAGCAAAACUGAGAAAAGGGGGAAAAUGCGGGGUGCGGGGCUGUAGGAACCACCGCGCGCAUCAGCACGUCCUUCUGAGGAUGGAAGGCAGGAACGAGCACCUUCGAUUUUAAACACUCGCGUUUUUGUCUCCACUUGCUAUUUUCUCAUCUCUCUCGGAGAAAAGGGGAAUCGGAAAGGAAGACGGAGGGGGAGGAAUGGGAGAGAACCCGAACCAAGCCCGUACAAAGAACGAGGUUCGUCAGUUUGCAAACCCCAAUCUGAAGCCGUCAGUAUACCAGGCGGAUAGUUUCUUUAAUAACAUUUAAAUCCGAUAAAAAUCGACUUCUCCUCGAGAGUUCUUUGUUGGAAGGGUGUUUCGCACGAGCCACUGAACAGCGGCCCCUGAAAAGAGGACUAAAGACAAACAAAUAAUUGGGGAAAAUAUGGAAUCGGCAUAGUAUUUAUUUCUGUAUGAACACACAAACUACUUUAGAGACCAAGAAAGGGUUUAUUUACGCGUACAUGGGCUUUCCACGGGAGUAGAUCGACUUUUAAAACCUCGGUGUAAUCGCUUUAUUUUAUAUGUGCUUUGUGUUUUUGGCUGACAUCCAUGUGGUUGCCCAAGUCACGCUAUCUCCUCGCGCACUGAAGGAUUCACCUAUAGCCUGCCGGGGGGGAUCUUUGUUCGAAACUCCCCCCACCUUUUCUGCAAAAUUCCCAUUGCUUUGAUGGGGGCGAAAAGACGUGGUUUGGGGAUUGCAAUGGCGUGUCGGAGCAGUGGAAAUGGAUUGGGAAUUCUGGUGGUAUUCGUAGUGGAUUUACUGGGGAUCGCGGCCACCAACAUGGAGCCAAUCUACUGGAAUUCUUUGAACAAAAGGUUUGGGGAUGACAAGGGCUACGUGCUCUACCCCCAGAUAGGGGACCGGUUGGACCUCAUCUGCCCAGCCUCCGACCCCCCCGGGCCCCGGGCCCCUCCCGAAUACGAGUUUUACAAGCUGUACCUGGUGUCGUCGCGGGAACAGGCAGACAGGUGCGAGGUGAUGGGCGCGCCCAACCUGCUGCUCACCUGCGACAAGCCUAACUCCGACAUGCGCUUCACCAUCAAGUUCCAGGAGUACUCGCCCAACCUGUGGGGCCACGAGUUCAAGACCCUGCAUGACUACUACAUCAUCGCCACCUCUGAUGGAACGCGUCAAGGCCUUGAGAGCAUGAGAGGGGGUGUGUGCGCCACGCAAGGCAUGAAGGUGGUGCUCAAAGUGGGACAGAGUCCCUACGGCCUGCCCCCCAAACCCCCGAAAACGGAGCAAAACGGGGGCCGAUCCAACACCAAAAGUGCAGGUGGCGCUGGGAACUCCACCUACCCCCAGGGCGGGGCAGGGGCCGCGGGCGGUGGCGAGAACGGGCCCCUCCCACCCUCCAACGUGGCAGUGAUCGCGGGCGCGGCGGGCGGCUCGGCGUUUCUGCUGCUGGUGACGGCCGUCAUCUGCGUGGUGUGCUACCGCCGGCGGCACGCCAAGCACUCGGAGUCGCACCACCCGCCCCUCUCCCUCUCCUCCCUCACCAGCCCCAAGAGGGGGGGCGGCGGGGGCGGCGGCGGGGGCAACAACAACGGAUCCGAGCCCAGCGAUAUCAUCAUCCCGCUGCGGACUUCUGACUCCGCCUACUGCCCGCACUACGAGAAGGUGAGCGGGGACUACGGCCACCCCGUCUACAUCGUACAGGAGAUGCCCCCCCAGAGUCCCGCCAACAUCUACUACAAAGUAUGAGAGUGGGGGGAGACCAACACCCCAUACCGCCAAUGGCAACAACCCCCCCAAACCCCCCAAACCCACCCUACACCCUCUCUGAAGUCCAGAUCCUCUAGCUUGUGUCUUUCUCCACACACCCUGAAUCACUGCGAAACUGACCUGGGUUCAGUCCAGGGCAGGGAGACUACGGUUGGAUCCCCCUGGGUGCGGCUCUCAGAGCAGACUCAUCAAGACCAGGGGAUGGAGGAAAAGGACCUGGCGAUCAGAGCGUUUUUUUUUUUUUGGUUUUGUUUUUUUUUUUUUUGUUGUUUUUGUUUUUUGAGAAUUACCGCAUCAGUACAUGAACUCCUGUGACCUCCUUAAAAGCUGAAUCUGUCCAGCCCCUUGUCGAGACCAACAUCAGAACUUUGGCUGCGUAAGCUAACUCACAAAUCGCUUUUUAGAUUUUUUUUUUGGUUGUUGUUGUUGAUUUUUAUUUUAGUUAGUUUUUUCUGUCAGGGGCUUUUUGUCCUUCACACAGGGCUGAAGUUUGGGAUCAGCAGAUUAGUCAAAGUUGUGAUUUUGGUCGAGGCCCUAGUUUGUUCAGUCAAGCAUUAGUGGUGUUCAGGAUCUUGUGUAUUUUAUUAAUGUGUGUAAGCGUGAGUGAGUAGGAUAAUAAUUAUGAUAUUGAUCACUGCUGUUGCACACAGUGUGUUUACAGUUGGUGCGUGGUAGCGUGUGCGUGGAUGUGCGUGCGUGUUUGUGUUAGACUGUUUUAAAAAACCAAAACGACACAAAAAAGAG